Molecule: messenger RNA, 1127 nt
Organism: Rasamsonia emersonii CBS 393.64
Lineage: Eukaryota; Fungi; Ascomycota; Eurotiomycetes; Eurotiales; Trichocomaceae
Exons: 3
Source: RefSeq, a predicted model, not a curated record
AUGAAGUUAUCCACAGUUGGAACUCUGGCUACUUUCUUAGCCAUCCAGCAAGCUACGGCUACUUGGACCACCGACGGCUACUUCCCCAGUCCCGAAAACUGCGACAACAAAUGCACUGAUCAGCAAAAGUCCGGCUUCGACUGGUCCGGGCUUUCUACCGGAUCCUUCUUCUCUUAUGGAGGCCUUGACUUCUCGGGCUUCACCUGCUCGGACAAGCCUUCCAUUCACAAGCGCACUGGCAGCGGAGGCAAAUGCAUCGAGGGCAGCAUCUCUCAGUCUCACGAGUCUGGUCCAAAGAUCAGCUGCGGUGCCGACAAGAAUGGCUUCUCUAUCACGUCCUUCAAUGUCUACACGGAGAAGGAGACGGAUGUUGACUUCAUCUACGGCAUGCCCGAUGGCUCGACCUGCAAGCACACCGCGACCUGCCACCCUGAGGGCACACAAGUGACCAACACCCAGUGUGGUGGUGCCACCUCCGUCGGUUUCCAGAUCUCCAACAGCAGCUCGGUGAAGAACUGCGGCUUUGGCAUCUACAACAUCGGCUUCGACUGCACGCCGGGCAAGCCACGCCCCAGCGUCGUGCCCUCUGUCUCGAAGGUCUCGCCUUCUGUGCCUGGCCUGGCCACUCCAAGCGCCUCUGUGGUCUCGGCCUCUGUGGUCAGGGUGACCCCCGGCAGUGGUGCUUCCGUUCCUGCCGUCUCGUCGCCGGCCAAGCUGACGACCUCGACUGUCUACACGACCAAGGAGGUGACCAUUACUAGCUGUGCUCCUACCGUGACCAACUGCCCGGCCAACUCGGUGACGGUGGUCACCUCGACCAUUGCCAUCUCUACCACUGUCUGCCCUGUCGCUGAGAGCGAGACUCCUUCGGCUACUGGUGCUCUUCCUGGCAACUCUCUUACCUCUGCGCCGGUAGUGCCGACUGGCUCCGUCCCAGCUGGCGGUAGCUCUGGCAGCACUGGCUCCGGCAGCUCUGGCAACAUUGGCUCUACUGGCAGCACUGGCGCUGGCUCUGGCUCCGGCAGCACUGGUUCUACUGGUAGCACCGGCUCUACUGGUAGCAAUGGCUCUGGUUCUGGUUCCGGCAGCACUGGUUCUACUGGUAGCACCGGCUCUACUGGUAGCAA